AUGACUGAUCGAUAUCGAGGAUAUCCUGCGGCUGGCCGGUCCGCCACCUUCAACAACCCGGCCCGGAUCUCUCUGCCCGCUGUAGGCGGAUAUGGAGCCUUGUAUGCCAACGACCCGGAUUACGUCGCCUCGCCCACGAGAUAUUCCGCAGCCACUCCCAGAGGCUACACAGCAGCUGCGCCUCCUGCAAGCGUGCCUCCGAGAUCGUACUCGACCGUCAACCCAGAGCCGCGGGCUCCCAGGCCGGGCCCUCGUGAGCCCAGCCGCAACCGGCGCUCGACCCUCGAUGCGUCUGCCAGGCCUCCCAUCAUCGUCACGACCAUGCAGGAUCACCGCCCGCACACUUCGGGUCCGCACACUGCUGAUGUCCUUGCCGCCCACAGAGGAAGCCCGGUCCUCCAAGACACGUACCGGUCCAGCGACGGGAGGCUCUAUUCCCAGCCGGCGUCGUCCAUCAGAUCCCGGAGCACCGCCCGGCCAUACCACACCUCCUCUGCCAGCGACGACUUUGGCCGCUCCCGGGAGCAGGGAGAGAUCGUGCUAGCCAGUCGCGACGCCGAUGCCUAUCGCAACUCUCGGCCUCACGUUGUCUACCCGAGCAACUCUCGCCACAGCAACGCCGCUAUUGACUACGGCGAUGACGGGUACCAGUAUACAAACGCCGGCGAACAUGACAGCUUUGACCGGGCAUAUUCCCGUCCCAACAUCAACUAUAACGCGGAUCAGCGAAGCUUCAACGUCAACACGACGCUUGAUCCCACCCGAGCUAAUCGGCCUUACGACAGUCGAGGUGGCCCUCCACCUUCGACCCGUGGGUUUGACAAGAUCGGCCGAGCAUAUGAAAACGUCCCCCCUGCUGCACCAGCUCCCCCCAACCCCAACGCAUCUGGGCCGCUGGACGUUGUUGCUCCCUCUGCAGAGCAGCGUACCAUCAGGCGUCCCAGACCUCUUUCGCUCACACAGGAGCCAGGAGCUCGCGGCUCUCAUCCUGAUGACUAUUACAGAGGCUAUGAUGAUGAUGGCUAUGAACCCCGGCGGUUCUAUGACGACAGCGUCACCGCCCGAGGAUUCGGUCUACGGGUCCAGCCUGAUGAUAUUGAGGACCCCAGGGGCCGCUACUAUGAUCAGAGAGACGACCAUGAGAGAGACGAUUCAGCCAGGAGAGAUCAUUCUCAAGAUCGGGGAUCUGACCGCGAGAGGGAAGAUUGGUACCGAAAUAAAGAUAACCUCCGUGAGAGGCUAGAUGGUAGGAGAGACGCAGAUCAAGAAGACAGCGACCGAUCCCGAGUCCGAGAGAAGGUUGCUUCCGCAGGUGCUGCUGCCACUGCCACUGCGGCUGCGGCUGCGGCUGCCAGUGGCCUCUCACCAAACGCCAAGAAAGAAGAGAUGCCAGAGCCAAGUUCACCACGGAGACGCCGUGCUUCUGAUGAGUCUGAAGGCCGAGAUGAAGAUCGAGAGCGUCAGGCCGCAAAGUCAGAGGCUGAAGCCAGAGAUCGAAACAGGCGUUCGGCUGAGACCAAGCUGAAUGGCGAUUCGGUAGCAGUUGUAUCCUCUGAUUCCGAUGAGGGGAAGAAGAAGACGGCGCGCAGACACCGUCCCUCUCACAGCUUUGAUCCCAAUGACACUGGCGAUCUAAGGCAAAUCCGUGAGCAGCUCGCCGCUGUGAAGACGUCUGACAGUGAGAAGCCUGAGACCAAUGGCAAAGACCGGGCAUCUCCUCCGGCCAAAGAAGAUCGUCGGUCUGAGUCACCACCUGCUGGUGAAGACAACCGCGGGCGCGAUCUGGUUCUCCGCUCCCCAGAGGAAAAGCAAGUCCGCGUUGUAUCGCCGCCGCGCGAGAAGAAGGAGGACAAGCCCCUCAAGGGUAUUCUCAAGCAGCCAAGUGCCAAGUUUCCCGAGGAACUCAAUCCUAUUCGCGAGGGCGUGGCGCCGCACAAGGAGGAUAAGAAGUUGAAAGAAGUCCCACCGGGCGCUCGAUGGACCAAGAUCAACCGCAAGAUUGUCAACCCAGAGGCCCUGGAGAUUGGCAAGGAGAGAUUUGAGCUCCGUGAUGACUUUGUCAUUGUUCUUCGAGUCCUUAGCAAGGAAGAAAUUCAGGCUUAUGCUGCUGCCACACAAGUUUUGAGAGAGAGGCGACGAAACAAGGAGUCUGGUGGUGAUCAUGACAGCGACCGUGACCGAGACCGUGAAUCCCACGGUCGAGACCACGAACGUGACUAUGAUGACCGAGACUAUGAUAGAGAGUACGGUCGUGAGUACGACCGCGAAUAUGACCAGGAGUACGACAAAGAGUACGAUGACGAUAGGGGACGCCGUGGAAGCCACCGUCACCGCCGUCACCGGGACGAUCUCGAUGUGGUCGACCCUCGUGAGCCUGAUCGCGACCGUGACCGUGACCGUGACCGAGAGAGGCGACGCCGACACAGGCGUGAUGACGAUGAUGAGUAUGAGUCCAGGUCACGAGGCGAGGACCACCACCAUCAUCACCGAUCCCACCGAGAGGCAUGA
Trichoderma breve is the source of this 2508-nucleotide messenger RNA. RefSeq lists its product as uncharacterized. The record is from RefSeq and is a predicted model, not a curated record. Lineage: Eukaryota; Fungi; Ascomycota; Sordariomycetes; Hypocreales; Hypocreaceae. The coding region runs from base 1 to 2508 and encodes 835 amino acids. The transcript has 4 exons.